Molecule: messenger RNA, 4614 nt
Organism: Haliotis rufescens (red abalone)
Lineage: Eukaryota; Metazoa; Mollusca; Gastropoda; Lepetellida; Haliotidae
Product: ephrin-B2-like
Exons: 6
Coding region: 263-1105 (280 amino acids)
Biological process (GO): ephrin receptor signaling pathway; axon guidance
Cellular component (GO): plasma membrane
Molecular function (GO): ephrin receptor binding
Source: RefSeq, a predicted model, not a curated record
UCUAUUUCCAUCGCUACACCUGACCGUACAAGAGUUACCUCCCCUCCCCUCCAAGCCUGACACUGUUGUUAUCGCACGCUCGUGGGUUAACUGAGAGCCGCGAGUUAGCUGCUAAUGGUAGAUUUCGACCGGGUAGGCCUACUUCUCGGAAGUCCAGCGUUGAGUCGAUGACAUCUCUCUGUAUGAUAUACUUGUGAACGACUUUUUAAAGAAGUAUCAAGUUGGAUAAGUAGUUUAAAGGAAUCGGGGACCACAAUUCACAAUGUCGUGGAAUAUGGUGUUUACAGUACUUCUGAUAUGGAUAUAUUCCUUGCUGCCUGAUCGGGUCGUCAAUGCCGCGAUUUAUACAGUUCACUGGAACCACACCAAUCCAAUGUUCAUAGUCAGUAGUAGAAACAACGAAAUUGACAUCAAGUUGAGCGACAGUAUAGACAUCAUAUGCCCUACAUAUCCGCCAGGCACACCCACAUCAAAGAUGGAAUUUUAUGUAAUAUAUAUGGUGGGAAAACAGGAGUAUGAUUCGUGUAUAAUCAACAACACAACCAAGGCAAAACUGCUCAUCAAGUGUUCACGUCCGAUGGCCAAUCCCCCUUUGCUCUACACCCUCCUUAUUAAACAGUUCCAGUCCAUUCCUGGCAAUCCCGACUUCCAGCCAGGGAAGAAGUACUAUUUCAUAACAACAUCAGGAGGUGAAUACCAUGAACUGAACAAUCAGUAUGAAGGGGCCUGCCUGACAAAGAACAUGAGACUAAUUCUCAAUGUGUGCUGUAACGGUACACAGACAGCCAAACCCACACCUGACAAUCAGACUCCCCGACCAGUGGAGACGACCCCACGAUCCAUGGUGACCACACGGAGACCAACGACAACUAGAACAACUACACCAACAACAACUACUACUACUACACUUAGGACAACACCCAGAACAAAAAAACCAACAAAUACAGACAGCAUUCCAGGAAAUGGAAACCUUCCAGAUGAAAAUGUAAUUCAUGCAAAUGGACCUAAAAAUGUAGGCCUCAUAAGUGCCGAUGCUAGCCAUAGGACUAUUGUAAAUGUGGGAGUUCUCCUCAUGUCUGUGACAAUUGCUCUGCUGCUGCGGUAGUCUUUCGCCGUGUCAGUGAAUAAUGACUGAUAUCCUGUGUGCAUCAUUGUUGUGAUCUCGAUACUCACAGAAGUACCAAUAUGGAGCAAAGAGUUAUACGCCCUUGGAUGAGAGUUACCUCCCUUUCAAGGUUGAGUUAUCUCCCCAAAUGAAGAAGGUGACAGUUCAACUCCUGAAUGGAAUGUAAUUCCGGUUGAUUUUCGAGCAUCCAAGUUGUUGAGAGGUGUACAAGAGGACCGCCUUUGCCAUUUCUCACUGCUCAAUACUGGUUGAGAUGGUCGAUUGUGAACACCAGUUUUUCAACAGUUCCUGCUCAGAAAUACUAACCAAUCAACGAUGAUGGAGGGAAUCAGAAGAGGGAUACACCCGUUAACCCUAUCCAUGUUGAUGCAGGUCUGGAACUUCAAGGGUUAAUCCAUGAACCCUGAACCCUGCUGAAACCCAAUAUCCAGAAGUCACAACACUGACCUGACAUCAGCAUGAAAAGGGUUAACACCAAAAAAAGCCAGUCCGCAUUCUCACAAGGACUUGGAAGGAGAACUUUCUGCAAUUUCAAGAAAUCUGUGGAAAAUAUUUGACCUAAGAUCUCUGACCUUCUGACUCUUCCAUAAGAAAAUCUUUCCUUGUGCCAGGUGCAAAGCUUGCCAAUGAUAUUGACUUGAAUGAACUUGUGAUUUCAUUUUGUACAUAGAUUUUUUGACCAAUCAAUGUGCUUUAUAUAUUUGUCAAAUAACCUAUGAAAUUGCUUCUUGUAUCUGUGAUUUGAUCCAGUUGUGUGGUUGAUUGUGCACACGCACCUGGAGUGUACGUUUGCACAUUGCCGUGACAACACACGACAACCAUCAUCCAAGUUGGAAUUCACAAGGAACUGUGCUAAGACUACACGUUUUAGUCCCAGCUGUGAGUAAUGGAUGAUUCACCUUAUAAUACUAAAAUACUGUACAAUAUGUGAAAUAUUAUGAAAUAUAUUCAAAAUACGACCAAGGAAAAGCAACCACUGUCAUCUUAAUAGUUUAGCUGGUCAUUCUGGUAGGAACCAUCACCGCCAUCAGAAACAUAUCUCCAAACUACUUCUUAAUAUUAGCCACUUAUCACUGGUUGUAUUUCUCUUGGUGAACUAAUGUAUGUGUAUUACAAAAAACUGUUAAUGCAUUCCUAAGCGUACCAUAUUUGUGUUUUGUACAGAAUCCGAUGGUCUGAAACUUAUGCUAUUUAACCAACAAACCUAGUGCUUCAAGCUGUUUGAGUUUUCAAGUUUUGUUCCUAUGUAUUUCCAGAUACCAUUAUCCUGCUUGGCGCUGUAGAAUCAUAAUUUAUUGUUUAUUUAUUCAUGUUUUGAAAUACACAUCUUUCAUUUCACAAAAGAAUUCAUGCUAAUACAGGAGUAGAGAAUAGUGAAAUAUGUUCAGGAAAACGAUAAGGUUUUUGGGAAUAAAUUUUGUAGAUGAAUUUUAGAUCCUUUUUUAGUUUCUGCAAUUUUUGAGUAACUGCAAACAAUAAACUGUGUCCCCCUCCUCAUGCAGUUAUUAUGGGUGCUACCCUUAGAGGCAAUAUCUUAGAUGCCUUGGAAUGGAUGCAAAAUAUGCUCAAAUAUGAAAACUAUUAAUUCUGAUUUAGUAGCUAGUGUACAGUUGCCAUGCCAACCAGCAAGCAGUGUACAUGUACAUAGGAUCCGUAUCAUAAUGGUAUUAUCUUUGAAAUCUAGCUCUUAACAUUUUGUUCUGAAAUUUAUUUGAAUUGCAAUUUUAUGAAAAGGUCUUGAUUUGACUGUUUUCUUGGAUUUCGGCUAUAUUUGAGUACCCCAUUCUUAGGAGGACUGACAUGGUAGUGAUCGAUACACUGUUGUGUUGUAUAUGUGUGUAUUGUGUUGUCAACUAACACCUUUAGUUUUAGCUUUGUAAAUUAUUCUCGUGACUAUCAGUGAAAAAGUCCUUCACUCUAAAUAUGGUAUUUAAGCAGAUUUUGAAUGUUGGAUGAAUGAAUGCUCUUAUUUGCCUGUUUUGACAUUACUUUUGCUCGAGUUACAAAAAUAUCAUAAUUUGAAUUUCGUGAUUGAAACACAACGUAUGGAGUAUUAUUAACUGUCAUAAACAAAUGUUGUGAAUGAGGUUGGUGAAAUACUGCGAACAUGUCUAGUAAUUUGAAAGUACAUGAUUUGCGCUAUUUUGCCGUACGAAUUGUGACAACCGUGGACUGGCUGAGAUUGCUAUGGAUUAUUAAUAUGAGCUGCUUGAAUGAUUAAAGGUGAAAUGUGUGUAUGAAAGAUAUUGUUGUUUUUACAACACCUGAUCAUGUAAAUUAUGUUAUCUGUUAUGUGUAUAUUUUGUAUAUAGUGUUUGUUACAGAGGUAUUGUAGAUAUCAUGAUGUUCGUUUAACUGUCCUCAUUACGCACAGAAUGUGCAGUGAGGUUCAAACGAUAUGAAAUUGACAUGAAGUCUCGUCCUUGUUGUACAGAUUUGUUUCUGUAAAAGUUAUAUUUUUAUUGAAGUCACUUGAUUUAAAAACACACUAAAGUAACCAAUUUGGACGUACGAAAUAAAAAAUCGCAAAAUUGUAAAGAAUAAUCCUGUGUGAGAAUUAACACGUUGAUGACAUAUCAAACUAGAGUAUGUGGAUGUACACAUGAAAUGAGAUCAUAUCAUUAAGGAAACAGCAUUAUGCAUAUUUAAUUGACAUGGAUGUAAGUUUUGUUCGACUCACAUCGAUAGACGAGUAUCAGGCAUUGUAGACCUUGCUGAAUAAUUUGACUAUGAUAUGAUUACUCAUAAUCGUCCCAUUUUGUUUGCUUGUUACAUCUGACUGCUUUAUUUUAUUAUGUAGCUUUAACUGUCAGUACGUGACUUCACUUGUGUUGCUGAUGUUACCCUUCAAAUUUACCAUUGUAUACUUUCAUGGAGUUGAAAUAACAUGACGCUUGAAAUCCAGAUAUGUAAAUAUGCUGAUGAGAAGAAAUAAGGGAACGUAUUAAAAUAUAACGUGAGUAUUAUUAUUCAUAUCAUCAAACCCAAAAUAAUAUAAUAGCUGAUAUGUUUUAGCAACAUUGUUUAAUCAUACUUUGUUCUGAAGGGUAAAACAUGCUUGAUACAUGUUGCCUUAUUUGUUUCCAAAAGCAUAUUGAUGAGUGUGUGUUUUUUAAAUUAUUUCUUAAUUCAUCAACAACAUUGUGAAAUGUCAUUCUUGUUAUUUCUGCUCCAUCUGGAAACAUUAGACAAUGCUCUGCGUUGAAACAGAAGAGAUCCCUUAGUAACCACAAGCGGUAUAUGUAGUAGCAAAGACUGAGUGCAAUAUUUCUGUCACUGGUUUCCUCUGUGUUGUACACAAGGGACUGCUGGUGAUCAUGUGACAACAUCAUGUGACUAGUGAUCAUGUGACAACACCAUGUGAUGCUUGGCAGGCUCAGUUAGAUCUGAACAACACAGUAUGUCAAGAUGUUUCAAUAAAAUAAUUUUUGUAAAAUAUGUAAGUGUACAUUUCUACACUUUCAAUAAAAUGUAUAUACAAAUGUAAA